Mycena indigotica is the source of this 3750-nucleotide messenger RNA. RefSeq lists its product as uncharacterized. The record is from RefSeq and is a predicted model, not a curated record. The transcript is spliced from 4 exons. The coding region runs from base 1 to 3750 and encodes 1249 amino acids. Lineage: Eukaryota; Fungi; Basidiomycota; Agaricomycetes; Agaricales; Mycenaceae.
AUGAACGCUUCGACGCGGGUUCGCGCACUCUGGCGAGAGUUCGAGCAGUGGGUCGCCAAUGUCCCUCGCGCCGCUGUCGAAAACAACAUCCAAACCAAAUUCAAGGAGUUUGACUCCCAAUACAUGACUGCCCGGCCAGCAUCACGGCCCAGCAAGGAGGAGCACGAGCGCAAGAAAGUCAAACUACGGCGAGAGCUUGAAAACGAGAUGAUUGCGCUUGUCCGCGAAGAAUGGGCUAAACGAAUGGAAACCGCCAAGUUGUCAGACGAAGACUGGGGGCAGAUGAGUGAACGAGAACAGCCAACGACCUCAAUGGUUCCAUACAUCGAGCCGCCCCCCAGUCUUUCUGCGUCAUCGUCGGAGUAUUCGUUUGUCAGCCCCCUAUCGCUUGUCCUCGACGAUGAAAUCGAGGAGCAUGGCUUCGAGUCAAUCUCCGCUCUUGACACGAUCGACCGUUCGCGCCCACGCGUGCCUGCCUCGCAAACCCACUCUCUCGCCUCCUCGGUCGCAUCAGUCUUCGAAUCAGCUCGUUCACCCUCUUCUGCCUCCGCAUGGUCUUCGCCAUCACCCUCUCCAUCCCCAUACGGAAUCUGGUCAGUCUCAGCGGCGACCAGUCUGCAAUCCUCUCGAGAACCAUCCCAGUCUGGCUCGCCGGAGCAAAUCUCCAAACCUAUGCCCUUGUUUGAUGCACCGCCACACUCUCGUCGACCUCCUGCCCCGACAUCCACGGGUACAAGCAGAGCUGGUGGUAGUGGCAGUGCCGGCCCACGCUACAUUGGCCCAGAGCUUGUUGGAUCGGACUCAGAGACCGACGACGAGGCGUUCUAUCAUGCGCCAGCUAUAACAACCAAGCCUGUGAAUGGCAAAGGCCGCGGCAAAGAUAAAGCUCCUGCCUCAUCUAGCGACAACGCUGCUCCCCUGACCCUAUUAUCGAUGUCGGAAGCCGAGGCCGAAGCGGAUUUUGAGCGGUUCAAAAUGGCCACUCGCGCUGCGAAGAUUCGUGAAUUUCAUAUAGAGGCCGCAGAGUUGGAUGUGCAGCUUGCCGAGACCCUCUAUGGACUGCGAUCUGGCGCAGCACAUGAAAAAGAAGAAGAAGGGCGGAGAAUUGCCGAGCAUGAGGGGAAGAUGUAUGCUUUGCGCCGGGCCAAGGAGGAGGAGCGGAAAGAGCUUGUCAAGGUCGAACGAGCAAGACGCCGAGCAGUGCUGAAGGAGCAUUCAGAGAGAGAGAGAGCACAGAAGCUAGAGGAGGAGGUUAGAAAGAAGGUCGAGGAGUCGCGAAAGAAAGAUGAAGAUGAUUUAAGGAGGAGAGAAGCUGAGGUUCGCAAGAGGGAGGAGGAAUUAAAGAAAAGAGAAGAGGAGGCAAGGGCAAAGGAGGAGAAGGCCAAGGCCAAACCAGCGCCAAUACCAGCAACACCUGUACAGACAGCCGCAGCCGGGAAAAAGAACAACAAAAAACUAACCAAGACACAACAACAAGCUCAAGUCCAGGCGCAGGCGCAGGCCGAGAGCUUGCGGGAGCGAUUAGAGGGUGAAGUCGAAGCCCGUCUCAAGGCUGAGAAGGCUAAACAGGAGGAAAAAGAGCGCGAAGACAAAUUGCGCGCGGAAAAGGCGCUGGCCGAGAAAGAGCGAAUGGAGGCCGCUAAACGCAAACCUAGGCGUUCUAGUAACGCCACCACUCUCUCUGAUGCGACCGACUCAUCGAAACGGUCUGUCAAGACCGCCAGCUCUCCUCCCAAGAAUGCGGAACUUGAUCCACUCAUGCCGGGCGGUUUCGAUUUCGGUAGUUCUGACUCUCCGUCGACUUCUUCACGCCCAAUGUCGGUUGCAUCCACUGCCCCUUCUUUAUCAUCUCGCCCACUUUCGGUGGCGUCAUCAAUUUCCGCCACGUCCUACCGUCCUGAUCCACAGCCCCAGCCCCAAUUAUGGGUGCCCUCUGAUUCGGCGAUCCCAGCAACGCCGGUGGUGGCCAAGAAGCUUCCGUCCCUAGUCGACAAUUUCGACUACGAUUCGGAGCCGUCUGAUGAAUGGAAACGGACCAGACAAGCGAAAAUUGCGCAAGGAUUCGCCUCCAUGGUCGACGCGGCGCGUGUUCAGUUUGAAGCGGCCCUGGCAGCAAUUCGUCAUCCACAAUCUUCGGCAGCUUACCAACGCGCCAAGGAUGAAUGUGUUGCUGAGUGGAAGAAGUCGACGGAAAAUAUCAACAGGUUCGCCAACGAGGAAUAUUUGCGUGCCGUCGACGAGGAGCGAGUUACACGAAAGCUGAUGCGGGGGACGAUGAAUGCGAGUCCGGUGACGAUGUUCAAGCAGAAUGCUCUUGUCGAGGAACAACAAGCAAUCUUGGCGGCGAUCCAACGUGAUGGUGCCCUCCAACCACAAACAAAAAAGCUGGAGUCGCAGGCGACCCUCCGGCCCGGACGGGCCGCCGCGAUGGCGGCAUUGGCUGCUUUGAACGCGGACACUAGCACCCCGACCCCAGAAGCGCAAAAACAACAAGUGGAAAUUCCACCUGAGACACCUCGGCCAAGAACACGUGCUGCAAGCGUCUCAGUUACGGGCAAGUCGAGUUUGGCACUACCCACAGGAGCUUCGUCAACAAUGAAGUCAGCAAAGUCGGGCAGCGCUGUUCCCGCGACAAUUUCAAAGACCUCUCAGAUCUCGGGUAAACUGGACACGGUUUCGCCCACCGUACUCCCACAAGCGUCCGGUGUUUCGAAGGCCUCGCAACAGGCGCAGACCAUCAAGACGUCCGUUUCGACUCUUCCCGAGCCACCGAAAAUCAGCCCUGCGAAACCAACUUUCGCUUCGGCAAAAUCGGCACCAGUUGUGGCUAAACUGUCCACUCCAGCGACUGUUGGUGCUGUAAAACCGAUGUCGUCUGCGUCGAAAGCCGCCGCCGAAUCAGCCAAACUCGCUCAGGCAAGCAAGCCGGCUGUGAUUUCGUCGGCAUCGAAGCAGGCCCAGCAAGGCGUUGCGUCCAAGCAGGCGCCUCCCAAGACGGCUGUUUCGACCACAUCGUCGAGUUUGCCCUCGUCAAAAUCCGCUUCUUCAACGUCGUCAUCUGCCUCCGCGUCCAAAACCAGCCUCGCUUCUCCUCCGGUCACAACCGCGACUUCGCGGACCGCUCCCGUUGAAAUUGAAACACCUGGCGCGAGCUCGUCACGGACGACACUGGAACAAAUGCACCGUCCGCUGCUGCACAAGUCGCUCGGCAGUUCCGGUAUGGGCAUGGGCAUGGGGAUGGCCCCGCCACCACCCGUUCCUUCAGGCAAGGAAGUUUGGUCAUCCAGCAGCGCUAGUGCUGCCGCGGCCAAAACACUGAAAGCCUCCGGAAAGCCGGCCGACAAACCUGCAACACAGCCGCCCAGCAAAGUGUCUUCACGGCAACCCUCGUCAGCUGCGCCACCAAAAGCCCAAUCACAAGGAAAGGGCAAGAAGAAGGCGACGGUGGAGGAGGUGUCGGACGAUGAGUCAUCAGAGCAGGAUGUGCUACCACACGACUCGCGGUAUAUUUUCGAGCCCAAGCCAAUUGCGGGGGGGCCACAGCAGGUGGCCGAUCUCGAGAUGAUGGCGGCGGCGGCAGAAGAAGAGAGCUCGCUGGCCAUCCUCGAUGGAAGGGGUAACAAGACCCAAGGCAGGGCGAAGGGCAAGGGCAAAGGCAAAGCGGCGAGCGUCAGCGGCGAGCCUGAAUUGACGGAGGACGAGUUUGCCGAGUUUGUGAUGGGGGCGACACAGGACCUGCGGCGCAGGUAA